Molecule: messenger RNA, 921 nt
Organism: Prorocentrum cordatum
Lineage: Eukaryota; Dinophyceae; Prorocentrales; Prorocentraceae
Source: the annotation of a GenBank genome assembly
GAGCGCGGGAACUGGCUCCUGGACGCCGACAUUUUCUCACCGAACGCCUACGUUAGAAAAGCAAUGGGCGAGUUCAAGGAGUCCCAGGAGCGCAGCGGCCAGCAGGGGGCGGCGCCAGCGCCAGCAGGGCCGGCAGAAGAGGGCGCCAGCAGGGCCCGCUUGCCCCCCGGCGGCUUUGAGGAGCUGCUCCUCUCCUCGGACCAGGAGGGGAAACCCGAGUCGGAGGAGAGCAAUGUGGAGGAGGACGAGGAGGCAAAUGACGAGGUCGCGGACUCCGCGCCCCCGUCGAGCGCCCUUGAGGCCGCGGCGUUGAGUCGAGGGCGCCCCUUUGCUGACAUCGAGGGCGCGCCGGGGCCCGGGCCGCCGGGCAGCAAGCAGUGGGCGACCCCAGUCGCCCAGCAGGAGGCCCCCAGCACUAGAGAUGACGCCCAGGCCGCUCAGCCCAUUCCAGCAGAGGCCCCCAGGGAUGACGCCCAGCUUAUUCCAGCCAGAGAUGACGGCCGCAACGCCAGCCCGAUCCCACAGCGUCAGGCCGACCUCCAGGAGGCGGCGCCAACAGGGCCAGCACGGGAGGGCGCCAGCAGGGCCAGCGGAAGCUUGCCCCCAAGCGGCCAUGCGGAGCACGAGGAGGGGAAACCCGAGUCUGAGGAGAGAGAGGAGGAGGACGACGUGGCAAAGGACGAGGUCGCGGACUCCGCGCCCGCGCCCCCGUCGAGCGCCCUUGAGGCCGCGGCGUUGAGUCGAGCUCGCUCCUCUGCCGACGUUGAGGGCGCGCUGGGCGCGCUGGGGCCGCCAGGCAGCAAGCUGGAGGCGACCUCAGUCACCUGGCAGGAGGCCCCCAGAGAUGGCGACCAGCCCGUUCCAGCAGAGGCCCCCAGAGAUGACGCCCAGCCCAUUCCAGCCAGAGAUGGCGGCCGCAGC